Messenger RNA from Lentinula edodes (shiitake mushroom), 3025 nucleotides. RefSeq names its product transcriptional repressor TCF25-domain-containing protein. The transcript has 11 exons. Gene Ontology annotation, cellular component: RQC complex. The record is from RefSeq and is a predicted model, not a curated record. Gene Ontology annotation, biological process: ribosome-associated ubiquitin-dependent protein catabolic process; rescue of stalled cytosolic ribosome. NCBI's taxonomy places the organism in Eukaryota, Fungi, Basidiomycota, Agaricomycetes, Agaricales, Omphalotaceae. Bases 326 to 2794 code for a protein of 822 amino acids.
ACCCUGAUCGUCCCUGAUCGUCGUGGUCGACAGCGACUUUCUGAAAUCGUUGAAUUGGAGUCAGAUUAAUGACUAUUUACAUGUCUAUCCAUCACCAAGCUACACCUGGUAUAUUUAAAUAGAGUAACUACUGUAACGUUGUUUUUAUCGACGGGAGGAUCGCCCGCAAUAGAGCAAAACUUUGUUGUGACGCUUUGUUGUCUGCAUGUACAUAUCUUUGUCUCUUGCCUCUUAGUGCAUUCAAGUACAGAGCAAGCUACUUGAACUCGUACUCCCAACACCUAAUCAUCAACAAUUCUAAUAUUCCGUAUCUGCUGCUAACGCGAUGGCACCUAGGGUGAACAAAAGGCAACAGCGAGAACUCGAAGAACUGGAAACUUUAGCGGGUCAUUCAAAUAUCAAUUCAACAGACGAAGAGGAGACCGUAUCAUUGUCCAAAGGCAAAUCUGGUGCAUCAGGAUUCACGGCGCUCCUCGCUGCAGAGGACAAUGUUGAAGGGGAAGAGGAAGAGGAGGAUGAACAUCUGAAGUCGCGGUCAUCGAAGUCGAAGAAGUCCAAGAGGAAGAAAAAGGUACCCGCCGUUGAAGAUAAACCCGAUGCGACCAUCAAAUCAUCCGGAUCCGGUACAUCCAUACAGCCCUUGCCCAAAAAUGAGAAGAAAGCAGCGAAGAAAGCUAAAGCUAAAGCGAGGAAAUCUGGGAUGGACGAGAUCGACGCUGCUUUAGAGGCUCUCUCAAUAAAACACCCAGAAUUCAAACGCAACUUGGCCGAGUCAAGCUCCAACUCCGUGGCGAGGUCGCUGACAUCUUUACUAGCAGUCAAUCCAACUCAUCUCGACAGUGAUGUCGAGCUAAAGAGAUUCUUUGGCUCUAAAGUCGUGGCGGCAAAUAAGGACAAACCAGGAGGGAAUUCCAAACGCGCCCAUGUUUCUCAACGAUCGGUGUUGACGAAACCUCAGGCAACCUGGGCUCCUGCACAUAUGAGAGAAGGGUUGUCGGCAAGGCAGUUGACAGAGGAAGAAGUCGUUGAGAAAUUGACCCGUAAUCGAUGGGAUACCAAUGCCGCUUCAGAGAAAUGGUGGACAGUCGAAUACAGUAAAAAGUAUAAGGGCAUAACGAUGUUGUUUCUACAAACUGUGCUCUCUGGCGACCCACAAGGAUUCUAUAAUAUCCUCCAAGGAGCUCCGUGGCACGCUGAUUCUUGGCUACAACUAGCCGAAGUAUUCAGGCAUCGUGAAGAGCAUUCUUCUGCCGUUGAUGCCGUUGACCGAGCCAUGUUUGCAUAUGAACGUGCCUUUGUCGGUGGUUUCAGCUUCACAAAUGGGACUAAUAGAUUGGAUUUUGACAGAGUGGAGAACCGCCCAUUUUUCCUUGCAUUACAUAGACAAGCAUCAGAUCUUCAACGGCGCGGGUGCAUGCGUACCGCGUUCGAGUUUGCCAAAUUGCUAUAUUCACUUGAUCCAUGGGGUGAUCCUCACGGGGCUGUCCUUCAUCUCGAUUUUCUGGCACUUAAAGCAGGAAUGUCGCAGUGGCUGUUGGAUGUAUUUGCCCUAUUUGAAUCAAAUUUCGUUGAAAAGUCAUCCACCUCACCCCAGAAAUCGUUACGGGUGGACCCUAGCGUGUUACCUGGAUGGGCGUACGCCAAGGCACUGGCGUUGAAGUUGUCCGAUAAAGAGGGAGGCGAAAGUGCUGGCACGGCAGCGCUUAUAGAAGCGGCGGAUUCUUUUCCCUCUGUCGUACCCUUGCUGGCGGAUAAAUUGGAUGUUAUGCUAUCAGCGAGCAUACGCGGUCACAGAGAUUUUCGAAUAGAAACGGAUUGCAGAUCCAUAUCUACUCCGGUUGCCAUCCUUCACCUCCUCUCGCAUAUUUAUGUCCAGCGUUCAUUCUCAUUGUGGAAGGAUCCAAAGGUCAUAAAUUGGUUCACCGAAACUAUGUCAUCCCAUUUUUCUUCGCUCCCUUCCUCUCUGCCUCCUACUACUCGAAGAAAUCGAUUCCUCUCCUUGUACGCGGAGAAAGAGAACACAGCCGCACUUUCCUUUGCAGUAUACCGCCAUAUUAUCGUUCUAGAAACCUCCUUAUCUUUCCGCUCACUAUUUCCAUUCAUACCGAAUUCAGUGCUGAAUAGCAACAGUGGAAAUUUAGCUUGUGAUCCACUACCUCCACCAGAUAAAGUUCGGGUGUCGGAGUAUGGAGAAACUUUUUUCGCUGGAGUUGAUAAAGAUGAGGGGCUGUUCGGUUUCGGAACGAGGCGAAGGAUGACAAGAAGAGAAAGAGAGCUGGAGGAAAGGAGGUUAGCGAGGAUGAUUCCAGACGUCAAUGAGAGGCGGCAGGUUCAGGCCAUAUUUGAGAACAAUGCCCACAUUCAACAACGCUUUCCUGGUGGCAUCGUUCAGUUUGCUCAAGCCAUGGAGUUGCUACCGCCGGAUGCUCUGGAAGAUAUGUUCGCUGCUGCUGCUAUAGGAGCAGAACAGGACAACGGUGACAGGGGAAUGCCUGGCCAAAUGCCGGGAUUGGAUGACUUUUUCUUUGGUGGAGCUGACAAUAAUGGCGCUCGCGAAGCCUUUAAUGAUAGACCGAUCGGUGAAGAGGAUGCGCGUGAAGAUGAGGAUGAGGAGGACGACGAUGAAGAAAAUGAGGAUGAAGAUGAGGAUAUUGCUCCCAUGCCGGUUCGCGUUAUCCGAAAUCUACUCGGACGGCUUUGGGGUGCUGGUGCUAAUGUAAAUGUGGAUGAUUCAACAGACUCAGAUGAGGAAGAAAUCGGGGGAGCCUUGAGAGACCACGGUGGUGUGGAUUGAUCGCUUGUCUUUGGCAAAACUAAGGCGCGGAUCCCAGAGCAUCCUUCGAAUAAUCAUUGUUGGCUUCGUUAAUGUUCGCGCCGCGACGGCGAAAGGUUGUAUUAAAUAUAUGUAAACACACCAUUCUUCCUGCCUUUUAAUAAGGGAUACUGUUAACAAUUCAAGAAGCAUAUGCAAACGUUUCACAAAACUAUCUAUUUCGCACAAGCUCUUUCUUGAAUUUUGCCUCGG